AUGAGCUCAGAACGAAGUGUUAUUUUCCCCCUGAUCAGCAUUGCACUGUGGUGGUGGGUGUGCUCAGCUACACCCCUGCCAGAGACUGUCCUCAACCAAUUGGAAUUUGUUCUUAGGAUUAGGCGUGAUGUUGCUAACAUGAAGAAUGAUCUGCGUACAGAAUUCAAGCUUGGCAGUGAGUACGAACUGCAACUGGUGCAGGAAAUCCUGCGCAUCGAGCAAGUUGAUUAUUCCCAUUGUCGGAAAGACCUCUGUAACAAAGAAGAUUGCUUCAACCAGAUACAGGCAGGCCUCAGCACCUACCUGCACAGCCUCUCGCACGUUGCCCAGAUGCUGCCAAGUUUCUCUGAGAGAGUGACUGACCUCCAGCUGGAUCUCUCAAACCUCUCCAGCAACAUCCAGCACCAGAUACUUGAGAGUGUGGCGACCACUGUCACCUACCCCCAGGGAGAAACUCUGGACUUGCAAAACCAGAGAGCUAUCGGAAGCUAUCUUGUCGUCCGCAACCUUGAGAAUUUCAUGAAAUCGAUUGCCCGGGCAUUGAGGCAUUGUUAUUCAUAAUGUGAAGGGAUUCUCCCAUAAGACCCCUGGAGUAGAAGGGUCCUGUGCAUCCUAAGGAGGACCU
This is a messenger RNA of Zootoca vivipara (common lizard), 625 nucleotides long. RefSeq names its product myelomonocytic growth factor-like. The record is from RefSeq and is a predicted model, not a curated record. Gene Ontology annotation, biological process: immune response; positive regulation of myeloid cell differentiation. Lineage: Eukaryota; Metazoa; Chordata; Lepidosauria; Squamata; Lacertidae. Gene Ontology annotation, cellular component: extracellular region. Gene Ontology annotation, molecular function: granulocyte colony-stimulating factor receptor binding; cytokine activity.